Molecule: messenger RNA, 4865 nt
Organism: Onychostoma macrolepis
Lineage: Eukaryota; Metazoa; Chordata; Actinopteri; Cypriniformes; Cyprinidae
Product: E3 ubiquitin-protein ligase TRIM35-like
Exons: 6
Coding region: 3083-4456 (457 amino acids)
Molecular function (GO): zinc ion binding; protein binding
Source: RefSeq, a predicted model, not a curated record
GUGCUGUGAAAUUGUGAAAAAAGGCCCAGUCCAAGUAACCGAUGCAGUGUUUCCACAAAACAAUGAAACAGUUCCUCGACGAUUCACAAAAGACAGUUAUGAGAUUGUAAUAAAAAAUGGAGAGAAAAUCAAGAGAUCAGAUGCAGUAGUGUAAUGAUGACUGCCACAAUUUCUGCCGUAUAUUGUUAACAAAUGGUCAAAACAUAUAGUACCGUAUACAAUUUUGAUAUAUAUAUAUAUAUAGUUAACAUAUAUGGUCAUAACAUGCAAUACCAUAUAAAAAAUAACCAUAUACAUACUUUAAAUAUAUGUUUAUAUACACAUUUUACUAUGGGAAUUUCAUAUACUGUAUGUUAUAAACAUAUAUCUACAUAUAUCCAGAAGAUGGAUAUAUGUCAUAAUAAUAUAUUGCCUUAUAUGUAACCUAUAUGACAACAUCGCUACUGAUAUAGGGACAUAUAUGUCAUAUAUUACAUUUCUGUAUGGGUGGGGUCAUUAUGAUUUUUAAGAAAUUAAUUUUUAAGUUAAUUUAAGGAUCCACUGAGUUGAUCAAAAAAGACAGUGAAGUACUUUUUUUACAGUGAAAUAUUUGAAAAUAAGUGUAAUAAGAUUAAUUUAAGCUUAGUUUUUAAGCAUGUUGGUGAGUUUCAUUACUACAGCUUCAAUGAUGUUGAGAUCUGAUAUACCUUGCCCCAAAUUUAAAGAGGCUUGAUAAAAAAGAUCCUGUUUAGAAUAUAUCCACAGGGGCAUUUAAAAAAAAAAAAAAAGCAACGCAUGCAAUGAAAAAAAAUAGAUUGAUUGGUUGAAAAAGGCAUGCAAAUUGCGCAAUGAAAAGAAAUAAUAUCGAUCAUGCCACCAAACAGAUUAAACCUAAAGUAAUGAGCCUGGUUUAAAAAUGUAAGAAGUAGAACGUACAGGUAUUUGUCUAAAAAAUGUAAAGAGUAAAAGUAAAAAGUUGUCAGAAAAAUAAAUAGUGAAGUAAAGUACUGAUAAAAAUCUACUUAAGUACAGUAAGAAAUUACUUGUUUGUACCAAAUUUUGUAGUUUGUGCCAAAUUUUGAAUUGUAUUAUUGGUCGUUCCAAAUUAAGCUCUUCAUAAUUGGGUUGAUCCUCAAUCUAAAGUUUCACUGAAGCUGACAAGGUUAAACCAAAUAGUCUCCAAGAUAUUUUAUUUACUGGCACAGGGAAAAAAGGUGAUAAUUAUACAUUUGGUCUGCUUAUGGCUAAUUCUAUUAGAAUCUGGAAAACAGUUGAUAGGAGGACCCUUCAAAUUGUGUAACAGUACCUUUAUGGCUCUUAAAGCUUGUGGAGUUUCUUGGGCAUCUCCCAUCUCCUCUAAUCCUAUGCAGCAUUGGAUUGCACCAUAUUCUGGUCGCCCAUCUGUUUCCGUGAUAUAUAAUUAUUGAUCGCAUUACAAAACCUCUUUCUAUCAAAUCUAUUUGGAAUAGGGAAUUAUCUGACCUUAAUUUGUCUGUCGACUGGGAGACAGUGUGGUUUAACCUCAGCUUAACAUCUAAAAACUUGGCUCAUCGUCUUAUUCACUUCAAAGUCAUUCAUAGAGCAUACAUAACUCCUUACAAAAGAUUCAAAAUCAAACUACAACCAAAUUUUAACUGCCAUAUAUGUAAUACUGCAUCAUCAGGUACUUUUCUUCAUAUGUUUUGGGAAUGUCCUAUCGUCAUUAAUCUAUGGACGCAUGUAAACCUGGUUUUAUCCUCCUUGCUACAAAUUGAUUGGUUUGCUAGCCCAGGUUUAUGUCUUCUUAACGAUGAUUCUGGUCUCUGUAUAAGCUUAAUACAAAAGAGAAUGAUGUUUGCUGGUUUUACGGCUGCGAAGAAGACAAUAAUACAGAACUGGUUUACACCGCACAUGUGUGCAAAAACAUAUUGGAUCCAUAGCCUCCUGAAAAUAGUGAUGUGUGAAUGUACAACAGUGUGAAUUAAUAAGGCCAAAGCUAGUACUACUGAUGCUUGGCAGUGUUUUCCCUCUAACAUACUCAAGUAUACAGUGGAGUGAAAUUUUAUUUUUUAUCUCUCUCCUCUUUGACUGGACUCUUUAAAUUAUUGAUUAUAUGACUGUGUGUGUGUGUGUGUGUUUUGUUUUUUUUUUAAUUGGAUGUUAUGAUGUUAUGUUAUAUGUAAAAGACAAUAAAAAGUUGAUCAGAAAAUAUUGUCGAUCCAAACAAGGAUGCUGAGAACAUGAAUAGAAGUAAACCCGGCCUAUGAUUGCCUUGGAAAACUCAAGCCGGUCCAUCAGCAGGUACCAAUGCCUGCAAGACCUUCUUCCAUCCUCAUCAGAACAUUACAGUAGACUAACAGAUGGGACAUCAAAAGUGAGUAUUGGGAUAAAACAGAACAUAAAGGAGAAGAAUGGGGAUACAAACUUAAUUUAGAAAACACUCUGAAACGAUUCACUAAAGACAGUCUGGCAGUAUUUUCUGAUCAUAUGUUCACCACAGAAGCCAUAAUGAGCCAUAAAAUGUUCAUACAAACACUGUCUCUGUGAGUUGAUUUGCAUUUCAACGUGCAACAAAGAUGUUUAAAAGACAUCUUUUGGAUGUACUUUCGGGUGGGUGGGGGGCUUACAAGACAUUGUGCCUCUGAAUUCUUAAUCUGGACCUGCAUGUAUGGGAUUUGUUUUUUUUUUUAUUAUUAAUAUUUGUGUAUUUUCAUUGUUCUUUUGUGUUUUAUCCAAGGUUUUAUAACAGUUUAUUUUAAUGUUUCAAUGCAAGUUCAGUUUGAAUAGAAUUUGUUAAAUGUUACCUGCAGAAAUCCUGAUGUCUCUGUCUGACUUGUUUAAACACAGUCACCUGAUCAUAAACUCCUCCCUCUUACAGCUCUUACCAUGAAGAGACUGACGUGUUAUUUCUGCUUUCUGUCACACUGACUCUUCUCUACUGACAAAACCAAUAAAGAAUCAGCCAUCAGUGAAGAACCAAGAGAAACACUUUACAGAAGGAUCUUUGUGAAGUUUGUUUCUGAAUAGAUAGCAGAUGUUUGUGAUUCUGGUGGUGAUUCAUUCUUUAAACUGUUGUUCAGAAAGUGAAAGUAAAGUUUAGAUCGCUGGAGCUCAAAGAGUGGAAAUGGCUUCACUAUCUGAAGAUGAUUUUUCUUGUCCUGUAUGUCAGGAAAUCUUCAAGAAUCCUGUUGUUUUAUCAUGUAGUCACAGUGUCUGUAAAGAGUGUCUUCAACAGUUCUGGAGAACCAAGAAAACUCAGGAGUGUCCCGUCUGCAGGAGAAGAUCCUCAAGAGAUGAACCUCCAGUUCGUCUUGCAUUAAAAAACUUGUGUGAGUCGUUCCUGAAGGAGAGAAAUGAGAGGCGUUCAUCAGGAUCUGAGGAGAUCUGCAGUUUACACAGUGAGAAACUCAAACUCUUCUGUCUGGAGGACAAACAGCCGGUGUGUGUAGUGUGUAUGAAUUCACAAAAACAUGAUAAUCAUAAAUUCAGACCCAUCAGUGAAGUGGUUUCAUCAUAUAAGGAGGAGCUCAAUACAGCACUGAAAUCAUUACAGGAGAAACUUCAACACAAUGAAAGAAUGAAAGGAGAGUUUAAAAAAACAGUUCGACACAUCAAGUCUCAAGCUGAGCACACAGAGCGUCAGAUUAAACAGCAGUUUGAGAAGCUUCAUCAGUUUCUCAGAGAUGAAGAAGAAGCUACAAUCACUGCACUGAGGGAGGAAGAGGAGCAGAAGAAGCAGAUGAUGAAGGAGAAGCUGGAGGAGAUGAACAGACACAUCUCAGCUCUUUCACACACAAUCAAAGACAUGGAGGAGAUGAUGAAAGCCAGUGACGUCUGCUUUCUGAAGGAGUUUCCAGUCUCAAUGGAAAGAGUCCAGAUCUCAUCACAGCCGGAUCCACAGACGCCUUCUGGAGCUUUGAUUCAUGUGCCACGUUACUUGGGCAACCUGCCCUUCAGAGUCUGGAAGAAGAUGCAGGACAUCGUCCAGAACACUCCUGUGAUUCUGGAUCCAAACACGGCUCAUCCAGAUCUCGUUUUGUCUGAUGAUCUGACCAGUGUGAGAUACAGCGAUUAUCAACCUGUUCCUGAUAAUCCAGAGAGAUUUGACCGGUGUGAAUGUGUUCUGGGUUCAGAGGGUUUUAACACAGGAACACACUGCUGGGAUGUGGAGGUUAAACAGAGUUCAGGCUGGAGACUUGGAGUAACUACAGCAUCAAACCUGAGGAAGGGACAGGAUUUCUUCAACACUGGUGCCUGGUUUGUGGAGUAUGAGGAUGAAGAAUGCUAUUUAACUUCUGGUUUUGGUGUUAAUCAGAAGCUUGAUCGUGUGAGAGUGAAUCUGGACUAUGACAGAGGAACGGUGUCAUUCUCUGAUCCUGUAACUAACACACAUCUACACACAUUCACAACCUCCUUCACUCACACACUCUUUCCAUUCUUCUAUUGUGAUUAUUAUGAUUCUUCCUCUCUGAGGAUCUUAGCAAUCAAUAGUCAGUAAUCUGUAGAUCUGGAUCUUCCUGCUUUCAUCUUUCAUCAUGUUUCAAUAUUUAAUCCAGAUCACAUGAGUAAGAGACUGUUGAUCUGAACAUCAAAUCAGAAAACAAGUUAAUUUAUUCAUCUUUAAAAAUGAAAAAUUAUUAAAACACGUGAUGAAGGGUUCAAAUAAAUCAUCUUAAGUAUUCUAUCAUUUGCGUAUUUGAGCAUAAUAUAACAAAUUCCAUCUCGUCCAGGUGCUGUUCGUUUUAUCCUGUGUAAUACCCUUUUAAGUUCCCAUAUUUCAAAGUCAGCAUCUAAUGCUCCUUUUCCAUCAGGUCUUUUAGUAUAUACAGGUGCAUCUCAAUAAAUUAGAAUGUCGUGGAAAAGUUCAUUUAUUUCAGUAAUUCAACUCAAAUUGUGAAACUCGUGUA